AUUCUUUAAGUUGACAGAGCUGUUAGAUAUAAAAUAUUAUAUAAGUGAGGCUGAGUAAAAUAAAAAAAAGUAUUAACCUAAGUAACAUCUACAAGUAAAGAUGGUGAUUUCAAUCCCAAGCAGUUUUUUCUUAUAUGCUGCUGCUUCAGCAGCAAAUAUAGCAUCAUUUAUUUGUGGAAUCGCCUUUGGAUGGACUUCGCCAGAAAUUCCACAACUGAAAAAUGUAACCACAACGCCACUGGAUAGUAUCAUAACAGCUUCGGAAGAAGGAUGGAUUGGUGCAUUUUUACCAUUAGCGGCUGCAGUUGGACCAAUUGGUGCAGGCAUUCUAGCUGAUUCAAUUGGUAGAAAGUGGACUAUUCUGGUUGGAAACGUACCUUUUCUUCUAGCAUUUAUUCUAAACGUUGUUGCUAAUUCCGUAUAUUUCUUUUACAUUUCGAGAUUUUUAUGUGGUUUGGGAGUCGGUAUUAUCUUUACAGUACUUCCUAUGUACAUUGGAGAAAUAUCUGAUGAUGGAUCUAGAGGAGUAUUAGGUUCUUUGAUGCAACUUUUUUGUGUAGUAGGAUUAUUAUUUUCCUAUGCACUUGGACCAUUUCUGUCCAUUAAAAUAUUCAACGCUAUACUUAUAAUUCCUCCAACCAUGUUUAUCAUUUUAUUCUCAGUGUUUAUACCAGAUAGCCCCUACUUUCUACUGCAAAAGAGAAGAAUGUCUGAUGCUGUACAGGCUCUUAUGAAAUUUAGAGGUCGGGAACUAUCAUUUGCCAAAAAAGAAGCUGAAGCAAUUAACUCACAACUAGAAGACGAUUUGAAAAGUAAAGGCACUUUUCAACUAAUCUUCAAAUCACAAGGACUUAGAAAGGGUUUGACCAUAUCUUUAACUUUAAUUGGAGCACAACAAUUAUCUGGAAUUACAGUUGUACUUUUCUACGCACAAAGUAUCUUCGCUGACGCUGGAGUUCCCAUAGCACCUGAAGUGUGUACCAUUAUAGUGGGUAUCGUUCAGGUACUCGCAAGUGCUGUCACCCCUCUUCUUGUAGAUAGAUGCGGAAAACGACUUCUACUCAUGAUCUCAGGAUUAGGAAUGGCUAUAGCACAUAGUAUCCUAGCUUUCUUUUUUUAUUUGAAAAAUGUUCAAGACGCUGAUCUAUCCAAUUUAGGUUGGCUACCAAUUUUGAGCAUCGUAGUAUUUAUUAUAACAUACUGUUUGGGUUUUGGACCCUUACCUUGGGCAGUCAUGGGAGAGAUCUUUCCAGGAAACGUAAAAUCCAUAGCAUCUUCGGCUACAGCAUCAUUUUGUUGGAUACUUGGAUUUUUCUUAACCAACUAUUUUGGAGCGGUGACUAAGAUGAUGGGACAAUCUGCAUCUUUUGGAGUCUUUGGCAUUUGCUGUGUGAUGGCUGCUGCCUACGUUUUCAAGUUUGUACCUGAAACAACAGGAAAGAGUGUUAGUGAAAUACAGUGCCUUCUAGAUGGAAGUAUUAAAAAAAGUUUAGAGUUAAUAUACAGUAAAGUUGAAAGUGUUUAAUAAAAGUAAUAAUUUAAUAUAAUUACACUAGUAUUAAUAGUUAUUUAUGAAACAGUUCGUGAAGUAUGCUUUUUGCGAACGCACGCGAUGUUUAGAGCACGAGCGACAGGGGAGCGAGUGCUAUGCAUCGCGUAAGUUCGCAAAAAUUACUUCACGUACAGUUUCAUAUAAUAUUUUAUCUACGAUAAACAAAUAAAAAACUGUAACUCUU
Diabrotica virgifera virgifera (western corn rootworm) is the source of this 1736-nucleotide messenger RNA. Its product is annotated as facilitated trehalose transporter Tret1-2 homolog. The transcript is spliced from 2 exons. Gene Ontology annotation, molecular function: sugar transmembrane transporter activity. Gene Ontology annotation, biological process: transmembrane transport; carbohydrate transport. Bases 101 to 1525 code for a protein of 474 amino acids. Gene Ontology annotation, cellular component: membrane. The record is from RefSeq and is a predicted model, not a curated record. NCBI's taxonomy places the organism in Eukaryota, Metazoa, Arthropoda, Insecta, Coleoptera, Chrysomelidae.